UACAGCUGCACCUUAAAACUGUGUCUCCUCUUUUUCUUUCUUCUUCUCAGACCAAGCGUCUCGGUGCUAUCAACGUGAUUCCCAUCAACAGUGAAAAAUAUGUCACAUUCGGAUGGAGACAGUUCCAGUUCAUCGACAGCCUGGCAUUCUUGAACACCUCCCUAGACCGGUUGGUUUCGGCUACACCACCAGAUGCAUUCGCCCUUCUAUCCGCACGAUUUCCAGACGAGGAUGAACGCAAACUGUUGACACGAAAGGGUGUCUACCCGUAUGAAUAUAUGGAGUCGUACGACCAAUUCGAAGAAACGCGUCUACCACCCAAGGAUGCAUUCCACUCAACGCUAACGAACACGGGUAUCAGUGAUGAAGAUUAUGCCUAUGCGCAAACAGUAUGGACUGCGUUUGACUGUGAAGAUCUAGGAGACUAUCACGACCUCUACCUGGAGACUGAUGUGCUGCUGUUGGCUGACGUUUUCGAAAACUUCAGAAGAACUGCUCACGCAACCUAUGGAUUGGAUCCCGCUAAUUACCUCACCUUACCGGGAUUUGCCUGGGAUUCGCUGCUGAAAAUGACGAAGGUGUCCCUUCAUCUCAUUUCCGACAUUGACAUGUUCAACUUCAUUGAGCAUGGCAAAAGAGGUGGCAUAAGCAUGGUGUCCGCUAGACACGCCACCGCCAACAACAGAUAUCUAUCGGAAUACAAUCCAGACGAGCCGUCAAGCUUCAUCCAAUAUUUAGAUGCGAACAAUCUAUAUGGAUGGGCCAUGUCUCAACCCUUGCCCGUGUCGGACUUCUGCUUUGAAGCAGUGACGGAUGAUCUUCUGGAGUCGGUACUCGAUCAUCCAAUGGACUCUUCGACGGGAUACAUGGUGGAGUGCGAUUUAAGGAUUCCAGAUGGUGUGCAUGACAUGAUGAAUGAUUAUCCGUUGGCUCCUGAGCAGAUGAAGGUGACACGAGAUAUGCUUUCUCCAUAUCAGACCCACAUGGCAGAGAAACUAAUGUUGAUGAACAAUGCUGUAUAUGGCAAGACCAUGGAAAACGUUCGAAACAGAGUAAACAUCAAGCUCAUUCGUGAACAGGAUGAAAAACCACGUCUCCAGAAAAGCAUCAACAAACCUUCGUACAUCCGCAGUGUAGCCUUUGAGAACGAUCUGAUAGCAAUCGAGUUUGCCAGGACAAAGGUGACUCUCAAUAAACCCAUUUAUGUGGGUACAGCCAUCCUCGAUCUGUCGAAGCACUUGAUGUAUUCCUUUUACUAUGAAGUUCUCCUACCCCGCUAUGGACAAAAUGUACGUUUGCUCUACACUGAUACUGAUAGUCUGAUCGUACAUAUUCAAACCGAUGAUCUGUACACCGAUAUGUCAAACAACAUAACAGCCUAUGACACAUCCAACUAUUCACCAUCCCACCACCUGUACAGCACGGUCAACAAGAAGGUGGUAGGGAAGUUCAAGGACGAACUAGGUGGCAAACCCAUCAAGGAGUUCAUUGGUUUGCGGAGCAAGAUAUACGCAUACCGCUGUGAAGACAACGACGACAAUGGCAAGCGUGCCAAAGGUGUGCAGAGAAGCGUGUUGAAAAACACCAUAACCGUCGAUGAUUAUCGAACAUGUCUCGUCGAGGAGUCUCAGCUGAAGAGAACAAUGAAUGUUCUUCGAAGUCGACGACAUUGCAUUCACGGAGAGGAGCUACGCAAGAUUGCCCUCAGUGGAUUCGACAGUAAGCGUUACAUUCUGGAGGAUGGUAUCAACACCCUGGCAUUCGGACACAGGGAUAUUCCAAAGCACUGA
This is a messenger RNA of Sycon ciliatum, 1790 nucleotides long. RefSeq lists its product as uncharacterized. The coding region runs from base 279 to 1790 and encodes 503 amino acids. The record is from RefSeq and is a predicted model, not a curated record. Gene Ontology annotation, molecular function: nucleic acid binding; nucleotide binding. Lineage: Eukaryota; Metazoa; Porifera; Calcarea; Leucosolenida; Sycettidae. The transcript has 3 exons.